AUGUUCUUGUGCGUUACGGUGAAUCUGCGAAACAAACACCUUAAAAUAAAAGAAUUUGAGUGUGUUAGCUUAAUUAACCUUAUAUACAAUACUAUAUUUCCAAUUGUUCAUUCUUUUCAACAACCUAUAGUUGAGGAGAAUAUUGAAUCAUUAAAUGUAGCCAAAUUUCAUACAGACGACACUUUAAAAGUAGUUAAUCAAUCUCCACGAAGGAUAAUAGCUGUUGGAGAUUUACAUGGAGAUUACGAACAAACUCUUAAAGUACUGAAAAUGACUAAAAUCUUGGAUGAAAAAGAAAAAUGGAUCGGGAAGAAUGGAAUUUUAGUUCAAACU
This is a messenger RNA of Scutellospora calospora, 333 nucleotides long. The record is from the annotation of a GenBank genome assembly. Lineage: Eukaryota; Fungi; Glomeromycota; Glomeromycetes; Diversisporales; Gigasporaceae.